AUUCACUGUCCCUCCUAGUAAAAACUGUUUUGAGGCGCGUUAGUUCCCAGUUAGUUAGAGUUGCAUCGACGGUCUUGUGGGGUUUGCGCCAGUCAUGAUGCUGGUCCUGGUCCGUGGCGCAGUACUGCUGGUCGGACUGGCGUUGUGCAGUUCGGACUUUGCUCCUCCCACUAUCGAAGUUAACCUGGGCGAUGAUCCACAACUGCGAUGGGUGCCGAUUUUCAAAGUAUUUGAUGCUGACUUCCUCAAGAAAACUGCUCAAGAGAUCAUAGAUUCUGCGAUUCCCAAAUGGUUGCACAAAGUCCUCAGACCUCUGAUAAAGGCCUCAGAGGUGUUCCUUCUUCCUGAACCUUAUGGCGAGGAGCUCCGUGGCAUGGCUGCCCACUUCGGCAUAAGCCUCUCUGAUAUUAUAAUGCUCAACUAUGCCUAUGAAGCAACUGCAUUCUGCACGAGCAUUGUGGCUCAGAACAAAGAUGGACACGUGUACCAUGGCAGGAACCUUGACUACCCACUCUCUGUUCUGAGAAAUCUUACUGUCAAUGUUAUCUUCCGGAAGGACGGAAAGAUUUCAUAUAUUGGAACAACCUUUGCUGGCUAUGUUGGUCUGUGGACAGGACAAAGUCCAUACAAGUUCACUGUUUCUGGUGAUGAGCGAGGCAGGAAUCACUGGUCAGACCUCUGGAGGAACAUCAUCUCAGCUUUCCUGUUGAGGAGAAGCCCAGUCAGCUGGCUGGUGAGAGAGACUCUAGAAAAGGCAGAAGACUUUCAAGAUGCCGUCCUGCGUCUUUCCAAAAUCCCGAUCAUCACACAAGUGUAUUAUAUUGUAGGCGGGGCACGAGCAGGUGAAGGGGUCGUCAUCAGCAGAGACCGAGCCGGCCCGGCAGAUAUCUGGCCGUUGGAUCCACUGAGUGGCGGAUGGUACAGAGUCGAGACCAACUUUGACCACUGGCUCCCUUCCCCAGCCAAGGAUCAUCGAAAAGAAGCAGCAGAAAAAGCAAUGAAUGCUACUGGUCAAGAGCAUAUCAGUAUGUAUGCGCUUUAUCAGGUUUUGUCACCAUUUCCUGUGUGUAAUGGGUUUACAAUCUAUACAACAAUUAUGAGCGCAGCAACCCCAAAGAAGUAUAUCACACUUGUCAGGCCACCGGACUGCCGCAUAACUCACUGACCUGAAGUGCUUCCAGUGGUCCUAGAAAUGGAACUGCGAUUUACCCUCAGUGAAACUGAUAAGCAUUUUGUUUUUUUAAAGAAAGUUAAUGCAAGUUUAACAAGAAAAUGUCUACUCUGUGAUCAUCUGCUGCACAUAGUAACAGUUUUUUGACAACAGUUUUAUGACUCACCAAAUCUGACCUAUUACAAAUUAUGUGGAACUACAAGUGAAAGAGCUUCUUCCUAGUAGUGUGCUAUUGUGUUAUAUGCAUUUUA
Syngnathoides biaculeatus (alligator pipefish) is the source of this 1422-nucleotide messenger RNA. RefSeq names its product N-acylethanolamine-hydrolyzing acid amidase-like. Gene Ontology annotation, cellular component: lysosome. Gene Ontology annotation, molecular function: fatty acid amide hydrolase activity. Gene Ontology annotation, biological process: fatty acid metabolic process. NCBI's taxonomy places the organism in Eukaryota, Metazoa, Chordata, Actinopteri, Syngnathiformes, Syngnathidae. The transcript has 11 exons. The record is from RefSeq and is a predicted model, not a curated record. Bases 95 to 1165 code for a protein of 356 amino acids.